AUGGACGACACAAAGAACACCAAUGUUCUCAAGAAACCGAAAGCACCGAAACAACCACGGCCACCUCUGACGCUCAGGGACAUGGGUGAAGUGCCGGCUUUAAUGAACACUGGCGACCCUCGAUCUGGGAAGCGUGUGCGCCUAACAGUUCUCGCCUUCCCUUUUCCUCCAGAGAGACAAGACGAGUGGGCGGACCGACACAAAUUCGCGCUUGACAUGAACCAGGAUAACCGCCAAUUCCAGACCAUCAUGGAAGUCCGAAGCCGACUACCCAGGACGUGUCGACUUGGCCUCGUGCCCUACAACGGCAAGCGCAAUAUCGGAUGCACCGCUAUCAUCGUCACGUCGAAUGCAACGCUGGUGGAGUUGGAGCGGGGCACGGAUCUGGAGCUUAUACGGGCAGUGCAGAAGCCACUCCGCCCCUUCCUCAUCCCUUCACUUUACCGCCUCAUGUCGUGGAACUCUAUGCUAAACCCUCCGCUUUUUCGAUCCGUCAAAGAUUGCUCGGGCCUUUGGUGCAUGAGUUCAUCGAGAUCACUUGCUGAUAACAAUCACGACGACCUUUCCUCCCUCCAAAAGGGGUGUGAGAGGUUCAACUUGUUCUUGAAGGAGGUUUGGGGACCUGGAAGCGAGGCGUUUGGGAGGAUUUAUGACUUUGGGAUUUAUUGGUACUCCGUUGCAGGGUACAUCCUCCAUGGCGCCUCCACCACCGCCGACUUCUCAACCACCGAGGAGACAUGCUAUAAGGACCCCUUUUCCUGCUUUACCACCCCCUACCACUUCUUCAUCAACCACGACAACAUCCCGCAGAGCGCGCACGCCAAGCAUAGAAAGCAAAUACACCCACCCGCCAUCAAAACGAUCCUGCGGGAAUGGAGAACCGGGGAUGUCUUAUUCCGACUUGGUAAGUACCACACCUUGAUUUCAAUGAGCGCACUUCUCUUACGUCCUCCUCCCUCGGCUCAGCAUAUCCAUCUGGAGCAGCAUGGAUACCCGCCCCCUACCGCGUCCGCUCCUAGAAUCAGCAUGUCCCCCGGCCAUCACCACAAACCGCACCCACACACCCUCCCUUCGUCACAUUCACAUCUCCAUUGCCAUCAACAACACCAUCCUCAUCAUGCACAUUCGCAUAGACCCCAUUCAAGGUCUUCAAGUCGCUCUAGCAGCGCUUCGUUGGACGUUGAUGAGAUGCUCCUUGAAGCCACUACAGCCGACGCCAUCAACGGCAUCGCUGCGAAUCAACAAUCACAACAACCACCGCAUAUAGCGAGUCUUCCUUUACCAACUACAACCAAAUCUCAAAAUGGGUCCCCGCAUCUGUGGAGCCACCACUCACGAAGACACGCCGAGGAGGGCAGUGGGCGCGUACACGUUUAUCAAGGUCAACAAGCACAAGAAGUUGCUGGGUAUGCAUAUCCGGCUAAUCAGUAUAUACCGAGGAAGGACGUGGGAUUGCAGCAACAGUCAGGAACGCAACCUGGUCCACUUGUUCAGCCGGGUCAGGUUCAGCAGUAUCAGACUCAUGUCUUUGCUCUGGUCGUUAUGGGUGCACCCAUGAAGAAGCCAAAGUAUUCGGUUAGUGGGAGUAGUAUUGGCGGUGGGGGGAGUGUGUGUGCGCUGACUGCGAGGCCUGGAGGAAUAGUAGGAGGCCCAAUUGACGCACCAAUCGUCGAUCCGCCCGCCCAAGUCUUUCCAGCCACAAACGCCCAAGGCCAUAGGAUCAGUCGACAAUGCGGUCUCCCAGGACGGUAUAAAGACAACAAAUGCGUUGAAAAAUGGGGCCCUGGGCCGAUGGGUCCUGGGACUGUUUGCGAUCGGUGUAGGAAGAAAAUGAAACACGUCGAGAGGCGAGGAACCCUGGAGACGCAACAACAAAUGGCGGUCAUGCGCCAGCAGCAGCCUUCGCGAGGGGGGUCGAUGUCACAACUUCCGCUCUCUCAAGGCUCGGAUCGAUCGAUACAUAGGAUGGAUACGGUUCUCACACAUCAUGGAAGUUUCUCGCAGCCCUCGCAAUCCCAAUCGCAGAUUCUGGGGAGGGAGCCGUCGCAAGCCCAGCCGCACGCGCAAACACAGGCUCCAGUGCGUUCAUCGUACUUGAACGACGAUUACACAACUGUGUUUGAGGAGGACGAAGGGGAGGAGGAGGAUGCUGAACAUGAACGUGAACAAAAGCAUGAGGGGGAGGAUGGCGAUUCGGAGCAGUUGCCGCUUUUGAAUGUUGGGAGGAGGAGUCGGGCGGGUGUGAAGAAAAACGGUGCUACUGCCGCUGGAGGGAAGAGCAGCACUGGUGGGAGGAACACGCCUGCGGGCGGGGGAGGAGCACGCCCGCGCGUGGUGGAGGGAGAAGUACCCCUGUCGUAG
Molecule: messenger RNA, 2361 nt
Organism: Laccaria bicolor S238N-H82
Lineage: Eukaryota; Fungi; Basidiomycota; Agaricomycetes; Agaricales; Hydnangiaceae
Exons: 7
Coding region: 1-2361 (786 amino acids)
Source: RefSeq, a predicted model, not a curated record